AUGGCCUCUUCCCAAAUGCGCUUCGAUGGUCGCGUGGUUUUAAUAACAGGAGCCGGAGGAGGUCUGGGCAGGCAGUAUGCAUUAGCUUUUGCUGAACGAGGAGCCAGUGUUGUUGUGAAUGACUUAGGGAGCAGUCCUGAUGGGAGUGGACACAGUCUUCUUGCUGCAGAUAAAGUUGUCAAUGAAAUUCAAGCCAAAGGAGGAAAAGCAGUUGCAGAUUAUCAUUCAGUUGAAGAAGGUGAAAAACUGGUUCAGACUGCUGUCAAUGCUUUUGGAAGAAUUGAUAUCCUUGUCAACAAUGCUGGCAUUUUACGUGAUCGCUCAUUUUCUCGAAUCAGUAAAGAAGAUUGGGACAGUAUUUACCGUGUUCAUUUGCAUGGUUCAUUCCUUGUCACCAGAGCUGCUUGGCCAUACAUGAAAAAACAGAAUUAUGGAAGGAUAAUCAUGACUUCCUCUGGAGCUGGAUUGUAUGGAAAUUUUGGCCAAGCCAAUUACAGUGCAGCCAAGAUGGGUCUGCUGGGAUUAAGCAACACUUUAGCCAUUGAAGGUCAAAAGUACAACAUUACCAGUAAUACAAUUGCUCCACUUGCUGGUUCAAGACUGACCCAAAAUGUGAUGCCUCCAGAUUUGGUGGAAUCCCUGAAGCCGGAAUAUGUUGCCCCACUUGUGCUUUAUCUGUGCCAUGAAUCAUGCACUGAUACGGGUGGCAUUUUUGAAGUUGCAGCUGGAUGGAUUUCAAAAUUAAGAUGGGAACGGACCGCUGGAGCAAUCUUAAAGAAACGGAAUAAAUCUAUGACUAUUGAAGAUGUCCGGGACAAUUGGGAGAAGAUAUGCAAUUUUGAUGAGUCAACUCACCCAGACUCUCUACAAGACCAUAUUUCUUUAAUGAUGGAUAUUUUGCAACAGACAAAUUGUUCGGAUACUUCUGUUGUAAUGAAGGAGGCUGAAAGCAGCCCACAAAAUGGAAUAAAUGUAGAAUUGGCCAAAUCUUUUUCUGCUCAGUCAUCUGUUCUGACCUAUGACCAUUCACACGUCAUUCUUUAUGCCCUUGCAGUUGGUAUUUCUACCAAAGAACCAGAUCAUCUGAAAUUUCUGUUUGAAGGGAAUGAAGACUUUUGUGCCUUACCAACUUUCUGUAUAAUCCCAGCUCAGAAGGCUGUUUUUGAAGUCCUCGGUGAUAGCAUCCCUGGCUUGGAAGUAGAUCUUGUUAAGGUUCUUCAUGGGGAACAGUAUAUGGAAAUCUUCCAGCCAAUCCCAACAAGUGGUGAACUCACCUCAGUUGCAAAAAUUGCUGAUAUUUUAGACAAAGGAUUUGGUGCUGCUGUUUUGAUUAAUGUGGAGACAUUCAACAAGAAAAAGGAGAAAAUUGCUUUCAACCAGUUCAACAUUUUGUUAAUGGGUUCUGGUAACUUUGGAGGCUUGAGAUCAUCUCCUGCUGAGAAGCCAAUCAUCAGAAUUCCUAAUCGAGAACCAGAUAUGUCAAUCCAACAGACAACCUCUGUGGAUCAGGCAGCCAUGUAUAGAUUAUGUGGUGACUACAACCCAUUACAUAUUGAUCCAAAUUUUGCAGCACUUGGGGGUCACCCUAAGCCAAUCUUGCAUGGGCUGUGUUCUCUUGGCUUUGCUGUCCGACAUGUCAUGAAAAAUUAUGCUGACAACGACCCUACAUUGGUAAACAGUAUUAAGGUGAGAUUUAGUAAACCAUUUUCACCUGGCCACACCCUGAAGACAGAAAUGUGGAAAGGAAAUGAAGGAAUUCAUUUUCAGUGUCAAGUUGUGGAAACUGGUAAGACUUGCUUGAGUGGAGGAUUUGUUAGACUUGCUUCAUCAGCUUCUCCAUUGCGUUCAUCCAUAACCAAACAGGCUACUUCUAAAAAUCUGCUAAGUGAUCAAGUGUUUGAACAGUUAGCUCGUAAGCUACAAGGACAAUUGGACGUGAAACAAAAAAUAAAUGCUGUCUUCCUUUGGAAUAUAACACAAAAUGGAGAGCAAGUGUCACAAUGGACUUUGGACUUGACCCCAGAAGGUGGAGGCAUCUAUCCUGGUCAGCCACAUGUGAAACCUGCUCAGUGCAUCUUAUCAAUGGAAGAUAAAGAUAUCAUUGACCUGAAAACAGGGAAACUUAAUCCAGAAAUGGCUUUUAUUUCUGGACAGUUAAAAAUAACUGGCAAAUCUAUGAAUGAUAAUACUGCUAGCAAUUCUUCUUCUUUCUCUCCUUUUGAACUCUCUCUGUUUCAAAUGCUUUUUCUCUUUUUGUUUUCUCUCUCAUCUAACAAUCAUAAAAAAAUCUCAAAUAAUCCUAAGAAAAAGGAAUCAAGAGAAUUUUUGUUCAAACUGAGAUAA
This is a messenger RNA of Acanthosepion pharaonis, 2343 nucleotides long. The record is from the annotation of a GenBank genome assembly. NCBI's taxonomy places the organism in Eukaryota, Metazoa, Mollusca, Cephalopoda, Sepiida, Sepiidae.